UGGCGCAACUGCAACUGUUAUAGUUCAGCUGUCAGAAGCCAAUGCCCCAGGAAAAUAUAAAACUGGAUAGAAAAAGCGGUCAUGGUGGUCAGUCAAACAAGGCACCUUUAUCACCAGGUCCAGUCCUGGAUAUAACUGACGAUGAGCUCGUUAGUAUAUCAGUCCGUGAUUUAAAUCCUCAGUUGAAGUUGCGUGGUCUUUCAAGGGAAGAUGUAGUGCGAAUGAAACAGCGCCGAAGAACCCUAAAAAACAGAGGAUAUGCAGCCAGCUGCCGCAUUAAACGUAUUGAACAAAAGGAUGAACUUGAAUCAGAGAAGACCCAAGAAUACAGAGAUAUGGAAGCAAUGCAAGAGGAGAAUCGUCGUAUGCGUGUUGAAGUAGAGCAGCUCCAUGUCAAAUACGAAGCUCUCAAGAAAUUUGCAGCAUUGAAGAAGAUUUGA
Schistocerca nitens (vagrant locust) is the source of this 440-nucleotide messenger RNA. RefSeq names its product transcription factor MafK-like. Bases 42 to 440 code for a protein of 132 amino acids. The record is from RefSeq and is a predicted model, not a curated record. The transcript has a single exon. Gene Ontology annotation, biological process: regulation of transcription by RNA polymerase II. Gene Ontology annotation, cellular component: nucleus. NCBI's taxonomy places the organism in Eukaryota, Metazoa, Arthropoda, Insecta, Orthoptera, Acrididae. Gene Ontology annotation, molecular function: RNA polymerase II cis-regulatory region sequence-specific DNA binding; DNA-binding transcription factor activity, RNA polymerase II-specific.